Molecule: messenger RNA, 4300 nt
Organism: Carica papaya (papaya)
Lineage: Eukaryota; Viridiplantae; Streptophyta; Magnoliopsida; Brassicales; Caricaceae
Gene: RDR1
Product: RNA-dependent RNA polymerase 1
Biological process (GO): siRNA processing
Cellular component (GO): nuclear RNA-directed RNA polymerase complex
Molecular function (GO): RNA-directed RNA polymerase activity; RNA binding
Source: RefSeq, a predicted model, not a curated record
AUUAAGUAAAAAAUCAAAAUUCUACUUUGUCUAACACAAAAUUACCUGAAGUAGCAUGUCCUUACAUGUAAUCCCCUGUCACCCAGCAGAAAUAUUUGCCGGGAUUAUUGGGUACGAUAUUGGAAGCUUAAUGGCGUAGGAGCAAAAGGAGUCACAAAACUGAGCUUUAUCCGCUGCACUAGAGUUCUAAAUGACCGGGUGAAACCGAAGUCAUCGGGGUAAAGUUGACUCUUUUUGUCACUACUCAAUCACAGGUCGAAACGUGUCGAAAGAAAAGCAAAAAGCAAUGAAUUCUUCUCGGGAGUGGAGACCACUUCAAGAUCAAAGUCAGUAGAGUCAAGGGCCAGUGCUACUUGGAAAGUGGAGUGAGUGAGAAAGAAAUUGGAGGGACUUGCCUUGAAUAGAAUUGACGAAGACGAUCAAGAAUAUAUUUUCUCUUCGACUAAGCUUCGCCUUCUUCUUCUUCUACUGGUCCAUUUUUUGCUUUCUCUGGUUCGCUACACUAGUCCAAACUCGUUCUAAUAAUCUUUUGACUACUACUGGAUUGGUCUUGUUUCACAAAAAAAAAAAUUAUGUUCUUUUUACGCCCAGCAACAGGAAUCGCCCAAUUGCAUUAGUAGGAUGGAUACAAAUGGCUGGCAUGUAACAAUAUACAAGAGUUCAAGACUCCUUAUACCCAUGGGUAAGACAAUUCAUUUAUAUGGAUUCCCUUCGCCUGUUUCUGCAGAAGCAGUUAAAGAAUUCCUGGAGUUGCACACAGGAAAAGGAACUGUUUAUGCCAUUAAAGUUAGACAAACUAAAAAUGGUGGUCCAAGAGCAUACGCAAUUGUCCAAUUUACAGCUGCCAGAUAUGCUGAGCAUAUUAUUUCCUUGAGUAAUCAGCGACUUUGGUAUGGGAUGUCAUAUCUCAAGGCUCGGAAAAUGGAGCAAGAUAUGGUGCCAAAGCCAAGAAUGUCGCUGUAUAGAAUGGACAAUCUCCAAUUGCAUUUUGGCUGCCAAAUUUCAAAAGAAAAGUUUUCCACUUUUUGGACCAAGGCUGGUGUUUAUCUGAAUUUUGGAAUUGGAAUGCGAAAAUUACACUUCAUGCUAUCUCAUGAUGAGGUGGAAUACAAGCUUGAGCUUUCCUAUGAGAACAUUUGGCAGAUUGAGCUUCAUUUUCGACGCGGUCAAGCUACAAAGUAUCUUUUGAUUCAGAUGCUUGGUGCUCCUCGGAUCUUUGAGAAAGAUGUAACAAGUGAAGAUCUCAUAUCCAACUACUUUAAGGAUGGAUCUGAAUCCCAAUGGACCAGAACAACUGAUUUUAGUCCAUCAUACUAUAUUGGACAGUCUUCUGCAUAUUGUUUGGAGCUACCUUCCAGCCUCCAACUUCCAAAUUUCCAGGAGAACUUUGCUUAUUACAAAGAAAAUGAAGGAGAAUUUUAUGUCGAGCAUGGCAAUAGUUUUUCUUGCAAUCUGAAUCUGGUCCCGAUAGUUGGCCCACCACCUGGAAUUAACUUGCCAUACAAGAUCUUGUUUAAGAUUAAUUCAUUGGUUCAACAUGGGCUUCUUGCGGGGCCAACAAUUGAUGCUACAUUUUAUCAGUUGCUUGAUCCACGUAGAAUGAACAUAGCCUGUAUAGAGCAUGCUCUAGAGAACCUUUAUAAUCUAAAAGAAUGUUGCUAUGAACCAUCAAGAUGGCUCCGUGAACAUUACAGGAAAUACCUCUCAUCUAGGAAUCAUCCGCAAUCGUCUGAUAUAUCUUUGGAUAAGGGUUUGGUAUACAUACAUAGGGUUCAGAUAACACCUUCUAAAAUCUAUUUUUGUGGUCCUGAAGUUAAUGUCUCAAAUCGUGUACUACGCAACUAUCCUGAAGAUACUGAUAAUUUUCUUCGGGUUUCUUUUGUUGAUGAAGACUUGGACAAAAUGCAUUCAACCAAUUUGGCUCCUCGCACAUCUUCUAACAAGAGAACUAGAAUCUAUACUAGGAUCCUUUCAACGCUUCAAAAUGGUAUAGUCUUUGGCAGCAAGAAAUUUGAAUUUCUUGCAUUUUCAUCAAGUCAAUUGAGAGAAAAUUCUGCAUGGAUGUUUGCUUCAAGAAUUGGGCGCACUGCUGCAGAUAUAAGCGCAUGGAUGGGAGAUUUUCAUCACAUAAGAAAUGUGGCUAAAUAUGCUGCCAGACUUGGUCAAUCCUUCAGCUCGUCAACUGAAACACUGAGUGUCUGUAGAGAUGAUGUUGGAAUUAUUCCUGAUGUGGAGCUCAAAGGGGCUGAAAAAACAUAUGUGUUUUCUGAUGGGAUUGGGAAGAUAUCAAUUGAUUUUGCAAAGCAAGUGGCCAAGAAAUGUGGCCUUGGAGGUUCUAUUCCAUCUGCUUUCCAAAUUCGGUAUGGUGGGUACAAGGGUGUUGUUGCUAUUGAUCCAACUUCAUUUAUGAAAUUGUCCCUGAGACACAGCAUGUGGAAGUAUGAAUCAAGAAACACAAAACUGGAUGUUUUGACUUGGAGCAAGUAUCAGCCUUGUUUUCUGAAUCGGCAACUGAUAACCCUUUUGUCUACUCUUGGAGUUCCAGACUCUGUAUUUGAGAGAAAACAGAAAGAAGCAAUUGAUCUUCUGGAAAUGAUCCUAACUGAUCCAUUAAGGGCACAGGAGGCUCUGGGAAUGAUGUCUCCAGGAGAGAAUACUAACAUACUCAAAGAAAUGCUCUUGUGCAGUUAUAAGCCUGAUACUGAACCGUUCCUUUCAAUGAUGUUACAAGUUUUUCGGGCUUCAAAGCUGCUAGACUUGCGGACUAAAACACGGAUAUUUGUUCCAAAUGGAAGAUCUAUGAUGGGAUGCUUAGAUGAAACCAAAACGUUAGAAUAUGGGCACGUGUUUGUUCAAUUUUCAGGUGCAAGGCGUAAUCAGUUUCGUAGUGAUUCCACCAUGUUUGCUGGUCAAUCAGAGCAGUCUUUUGUGGUUGUCGGAGAUGUAGUUGUUGCUAAAAAUCCCUGUUUGCAUCCAGGCGAUGUACGGGUCCUAAAAGCUGUGGAUGUGCCAGCAUUGCACCAUAUGGUGGAUUGUGUUGUUUUUCCGCAAAAAGGAAGAAGACCUCAUCCAAAUGAAUGUUCGGGAAGUGAUCUGGAUGGAGAUAUCUACUUUGUCUGUUGGGACCGUGAAUUGAUUCCUCGAAGGCAAAUUGAACCCAUGGAUUACACACCACCACCCAGUAUGUUGUUGGAUCACGAUGUGACGAUUGAGGAAGUCGAAGAGUAUUUUACCAAUUACAUAGUUAACGACAGUUUAGGAAUAAUUGCAAAUGCUCAUGUUGCAUUUGCGGAUAAGGAGCGGGACAGAGCAUUGAGCGAACCAUGUUUAAAGCUUGCUCGUCUAUUUUCAAUUGCUGUAGAUUUUCCAAAAACUGGUGUGGCAGCUGAAAUACCACCGGAGCUGCAUGUUAAAGAAUAUCCUGAUUUCAUGGAUAAGCCUGAUAAACCGACCUAUGAAUCACACAAUGUUAUUGGAAAGCUUUUUCGGGAGGUGAAAGACAUAGCUCCAUCCACUAGCUCUGUAAGGCCCUUCACUCAGCAAGCUGCAAGGCAAUUUUAUGACUCUGACAUGGAAGUUGAUGGAUUCGAGGAUUACAUUGAUGAUGCUUUUCUUUAUAAAAGCAACUAUGAUUUCAAGUUGGGCAAUCUGAUGGACUACUAUGGCAUAAAAACUGAAGCUGAAAUACUUAGUGGAAGUAUUAUGGGAAUGUCAAAGGCGUUCACUAAAAGAAGGGAUGCAGACAGCAUUAGCAUGGCUGUGAAGUCCUUGAGAAAGGAAGCACGGUCCUGGUUCAGAGAGACAAGUACGGGUUCUGGGGUUGACGAUGAGUACGCAAAAGCUUCAGCUUGGUACUACGUCACCUAUCAUCCUAGUUAUUGGGGUUGCUACAAUGAGGGAUUGAAUCGGGACCAUUUUCUUAGUUUCCCAUGGUGUGUUUAUGACAAGUUGAUCCAAAUUAAGAGGAACAUUUCUAGAACGAGAGCAUCUUUCGAUAUGUCAUCCCUGGAAUGCCAGCUAAGCCAUGGGUUGCAUUUGGCCUGAGUCCAGCAUGUCUAAAAAACUUUCAUCUCUAAGGAGCAGCAUUUUGUUUCUAGGAUAACCAAGGUGGGUGGAUAUGUCCAUAAUAAUAUUAGUAGUCAGUCAGCUCUUCGAAUAUAGCUGAUAUUUACUAGUGUGUUUAUGUAAAUGAUCAUAAGUUUGUGGUUUUGAAAAUUCUUUUCGUAUGCUGUUAUUCUGUGUUAGACAUUGUCGUUCUAAGAGACAGAGACAUAAAUAGGACCACAAAAUUGAUAAUUUA